UGUGGUAAAUAGACCCACCAUGUUGAAAUCAUUUACAUAUGUUUUUUGUCUUAUCGAAUUUCAUUAUUUAGGUUUGUGACAAAUAUUGCAAAUGAUGAUGGUGCAAUACACAGCUUAUAUAGGAGGUAAGAACUAUCAUUUACCUUGCACGUAAAAGAUAUGCAUCAAAUUGACGCGCAUUCUCUUUGAAGCGGAUAUUUCGUCGCUCCACAUGAUAAAACAUUGAACAGCUGAUUGGCGAUGUCGAGUGGAUGAGGAAAUUUCUCAUUGUUUGUGAGAAACUGAUUGGACUAAAUGUCCAGAUCUUAUAUAAAUGGACAACUAGAGAUAUGAAGAUGAAAUGGGAUCUUGCAAGAAUUCGUAAUUUACUGGGGCCUUAUAGUUAUCCUUAAAUGCACUUUCACUGACCUAACGUCAUCUGAGGCCAUGGAGGUAUCGGAGAGUGCUGAGGCGAGCAGUUCUCUAUCUGAUGUGUACGCCAGGAGAAGCAGAUUGACCUCGACACACUACCUCAACCAGUCCACUGAUGUUGUGGACAGUCAGGGGUCAACGACAAAUAGCAUGGACUUCGGGGCAGGAGUGAUGGCGGCUUCAAGUUCCACUGGUUUCCGGGGGGAGAGGGAUUUGAUUGACAGUUCGCACAGCGAGGAAAUGUUUACACCUGUCAAACACAUAAAAGAAGAAAAUGUGAUCCAGGCUGCUGCAGCUGACUCCAACAGUCCUAAGCAGACUUUUGUUCCCUGUAAAGUGUGUGGAGACAAAGCAUCUGGUUUCCACUAUGGUGUCACAUCUUGUGAAGGGUGUAAGGGUUUUUUCCGUCGGAGCAUACAGAAGCAGAUCGAGUAUCGCUGUCUGAGAGAUGGGAAAUGUAUGGUGAUCAGGUUAAACCGCAAUCGAUGUCAGUACUGCCGUUUUAAGAAGUGCCUGGCAGUGGGCAUGUCUCGAGACUCUGUACGUUACGGUCGUGUGCCAAAACGUUCCAAAAGCCAAGACGAUCAGUGUGUUACAUCUACAGACCAGAACCUGGAUCAGACAGACUUGGAAAACAAACAACUUGCUAUCUACGACAUCAUUCUCAGUGUCUCACAGGCUCACCAUGCCAACUGUACUGUAACUGAGGAUAAAGUCAAGCAUAUACAGAAGAAACAGUCUACCCUGAUGCAGCAGAUACCCAUCCCCACCACCCCUGUCCAGUUUACAGAUGAGGAGUUGGAAGCACAGAAGUUGUCCAUGUGGUUGUGUCUCGCUUCCCUGAUCACACCAACAAUUAACAGUGUAGUGGAGUUUGGCAAGCGUAUACCAGGUUUUUCAGACCUCUCUCAGGACGAUCAGCUCAUCCUUAUCAAGGGCAGCUUCUUUGAGGUGUGGCUCACCAGAAUGGCGCGCAUGUUCAACAAACAUGAAGGCUUUCUGACAUUUGAGGAGGGCAACAUGAUACAGCGCGAGGAAUUGUCUGUUGUAUUUUCUCCGGAGUUUGUGUCCUGUAUGUUUGACUUGGCUAUAAGCUUUAACCAACUUAACCUUAACGACACAGAGAUUGGUCUCUUUGCUGCUAUAGUGCUGGCUACUCCAGAUCGGCGAGGCCUAGGUGAUAUGAAGUCGGUUGAAAAAAUCCAGGACAAGCUGAUAGAGGCCCUUAAACUACAAAUCUGUCGAAACCAUUCAACAGAGGAGAACUUGUUUGGUACUACCAUUGUGAAGCUACCACAGCUGCGAUCCCUAGGGAGUCAGCACAGUGAUAUAAUACAGUGGUACCGUGCCCAGUGGCAAAGAAUCAGGUUACCUCCCCUGUUCUCAGAAAUCUACGAUAUACCAAAGCAUGCAGAUGAUUCUUGAUUAUGGUGUCACAAUAAGCUGAUUCUAAAUACUUGGUGACCUGUGAAGAUCCACUGGACACCCAGGAGAUUAACAUUACUGGGUGAUAUCUCUUGGGAGGAAGACAAUUACCUGAUUUUGUGACAUAUAUGUCUUAAGCAGAUUUUGGAACUGGUUGGGUUGGUUUCAGGUCAUUUUGAAGAUUGUAAUGAGUAAGGAAAACCCCAAGGGUUUAUAUCAUGUUACACUGAAAUGGCAAUAUAUCUAGUACAUAUUUAGCUAGUUUUUAUCUAACUAGUGAAGGCUGAUCAGAGGUUUUUACUGAAAAGUUCAUAAUCUACCUCACUUGUAUUUACAGAUUAAAAUCAUUUUUCUUCCUUUCACUAAAUAUUGGCAAAAUCUACCAAAGAAGCCUCUCACUAGAAUGUGGGAAAUUUUACACCUGUAUGGAGUGUUUUUACAUUUAGCCCAUUUGACCGUUGGCAGCUUAUCAAAUCUGGUUUUACAGGCUGGUCAGGUAUAAAACCCAGUUCCUGGGUGCCUUAGCUUUCAUCUGCCCUAGUAUAUUUCAAGUCUGGUUUGUUACCAAAAUAACCUCAACUGUUAAUUAAGUAUCAGUAUAACAAACAGGGUCAUAUUAACUUAAAUUUGUUUAAUAUGUUAAACCCUCCACAAGAAAUUUCACACAAUUUACUUAUUAAGCAUCAUGAAAAUGAAACGAUGUAUUAGUUUUGAUAGAAAAGUCACAUGAUACCAAUGUCAUCUAGUAUUACACAUACCAUAGAUAAUGAGUCGGCUGGAUCACUACGCUUUGUACAACCCUUUGUCACGCUGUUAAAUACUGUGCUGAUACACAUUUUUUACAGUACAACAUUGUGCUGCAUACAAUGUGCUGCAUACAAAUGUAUUUAUUGUAGUUUUUAGUAUAUUGUUUAAUCAUCGCGUUAAUUUGUUUAAAAAAAAAUUUGAGCUAUACAUUUAUUGCGCCAAAAUAACUAUGUUGACAGUGUGAUCUUAAUUUUAUUGGGAUGUGUCAUAAAAUCUGUUUGUGACUUUACAGAAUUCAUCUAACAUUAGAAUUCCUGGUGUAAAUGUGAUCAGAUCUUUUAAACAUUAAAUUACCUUAUAUGAUGAAAAUUUUAUUCAUAAAAAAUGUUCCUGAUCCGGAAUUUAUGUCAAGAUGUCAGUUAGAAAAGAAAAGAAAAAUGGCAGGCAUAAACAAAAAUGUGAAUAUUUAAUAACGACUUAAGAUGUUAUUUUGUAACUAAGCAUCAUAUCAGUAUUUUUUUAAUAGAUAUAUUAUGAUUAUUUCAAGAAAGGACUUGUAAGAGUAUUAGCAAACAGUUCAUUUUCUAAGAAUAGUUUAGUUUAAACCAAGUGUCAUUAAUGGAAUCACAAUUUACAUGUUUUAAUAUAUAUAUAUAUGCAAACAAGUGUUGUGGUCAGUUUUCGAAUUUUACUUCGUCCUCAACUCAGGUUUAAUUAAAAGAUUGUCUUCGGUCAUGUUUGGUAGGAAUUGUCUGUUGUAAGGUCGUCUAUAAAAUGGCCAGUCUUGAUAUGCUCAGGUGAAUCUUUGCAUUAGUUGGUUUAAACCUCUGAUCAGCUUCCACAGUAACUCAGCAUUGUUAAUAUUUCCAUAUCAGUAUCACGUCAUAUAUGUGUGUAGCUAGACUCCAUGAGUUUAUACUUUUUGAUGUAUUGUUGUAUUGACUGGUUGUAUAACAAACCAAGAAAAUCUAUAUAUAGCGCUUAUUUUUUUAACUGCUAGAAAAUAAUUAAGGAAUCAAACAGAAUCAACAUCAAGUGUUUUCAUAUUAUUGUUUUUAUUAUUGUUGUUUUAAAAUCUUGUUUUGUUUUCAAUUACUAUAAUGGAUAAGAUGAUGAUGAUCAACUCCAGUGUAUGUAUAUAUUGCUGUAAAGUGCAAUUUUGUUUCACCAGGAGUUGGCUUAAACUGAUCUUUACUACAAUUACCAGUGUUUUUGUUAAUGAUUUUUACUUGUUUACAUAUUACUUGUUUAUAUUUUGUUGUACAUUUUCAGCUGUAGAAGGAAUAUAAAAAGAAUAUUAGAUUUUAUUUUUUUCAACUGAAUCUGAAGUAUUUUCAAAUAUAAUUAUAGUUCUAAUUUGUCUGUUAUAAUAUACUGCAAACAAUCUUAUAUUAGCACAGUAACGAGAGCAAGGUUUUUAUGUAUAUUCUGCAAUCAUAGAUUAACUGCACUUUUCAAUUUUGAAGGCAGAUUUGAUCUGCUUGUUUACUUAAGCUGUCUCCAGUCUAUCUAUGGAAACAUGGGAUAACUUGGAACCUAGAGUAUGUUUAAUAGUUUAAACCUUUUAUUACCGAUAUUAGUGAUUCUUUUGAAUUCAAAUUUUCAGAAGCACAGCCUGACAAAUUCAAGUACCACCAGGUGAAAUCUUGUUAUACUGCCACCAGUAAAAUUUGCACAUUUUCAGUUUGGCACUGUAUCAAAGGAAACUCUGGAGAGAAAAAUGGAAUCUUGAACUGUGUACAGAUUUGGCAGUUUACCAUUAUGAACUCAGCUGGACAGGUUCUUUGGCCAGGAAGUAAAAUGGCUAUAAAUCUCUGUUUGCACUACAUAUCACAAUUACACACAGUGGUAUUCAUCUUACUGUAUGUUCUGCAGUUGGUGUUGAUACAUUAUUGAAUACAGUCAUGUUCAGAAAAAAUGAUUAACACAGCUAGAGUUUCUAGUCCUGACAGUAGGUAUUGAAACUGUAGCAUCACUGAAUUUAAAGUUUGUCAACAGUUUAGCUUCUACUGUUUAUCUGUAGGUUGAACCCUUCGAAUUAAUUUCUCAAAACCUUUUCCAAUCACUCGAUAAAAAGGCAUCCUUUUGCUUCUGACAAUGAAAGAUUUCUGUUUUAUAUAUUGUUUUAUUGAUUUUAAUUAACAAAUUAUAAGCAACGAUUAAACGUGCAGAUUAAGUUUUAUAACAGAUUAGUGCUAUCACACCUAUUGUUUUUGUUUGUUUUAGGGAAGGAGAAAUACUUACUUGGUAUUCAAGAGGGUUUGGGAUAGGAUAGAAUUAUGUUAUUUCAUUAUUAAUGUUUUUGUAAAGUUUUUACUGUGAUGGUCAGCCAUAUUGGGGGCAUGACCUGUGGGUUCUGAUUUAAGAUAAUGAAGGCCAGUGACUUUUAAAAUUGUUAGGAUGAGCUCAAUGUUCAUUGUUAUACAUUUUAUAUAAGAUAUCUCUGUGUUAACAGGUGUAUAAUCCAUUUCAUAUUGAUAACUAGUUUUGAAAUUACAGUUGUAAUUUAGGUAUCUAGAUUAUCUACAUUGUAUAGACGACACAGAUCUAGAAGUAACACUGAUAUCUACCCAUUAGAGUACAUUGGUACAUGUAGUACUAUCAUAUAGAUAAUGAGAAAAAAAACUUGCCUGUGUCCAUCAUAAAUAAUUCCAAUAUAAUAAAGGAUUUCUAGCUUUUAAUCUGUCUAAAAUACAUGUACAUACUUAACCCAUUGUGCAGCAACAUUCAUCCUUUAGCUGUCACUCAACUUCUCAUUUAAAAAAGAUAUACAGAAUGGCCGAGUAGAUUUUUUUGACACAAGGCAUCAUUUGCUAUGGGACUCUGUGUUAAGAACCACAAAUUGUUGAUAAAUACACAAAAUGACAUCUCAUAUUAUAAUAAUCAGCAAAAAGGCCUCAAUCAGAAAUACUGGUAUGCUUCUGACCUCAACUACCGGGUAUAUUACACUUCAGAAACACAAACUUCAAAGUGAGCUUUUUAAGACCGUUGUUUAAUACUUUUCAGCAUAAAGGACUUGUUAAAUGGGGUUUUGGUUUAAUUAGAAACAGUUUUUGAAUGAACAUAUCUAAUAUGGUAAAUUGUAUAACUGAAACUGCUUUAAAUAAAAUUAUGUUCCUUUUGAUGACUUUUAAUCAAGGCUCUAAUUUUAGUUACACUCCAUGAAGCUUGGAUUCAUUAUGCUUGUAUUCUAUUCUCUGGUUAAACAUUCAUAAUCAUUUUGUCACAAAUUCCUACACAAUUUUAAUGUUUUUCAGCGUUAAAGAAAUAUACACCAAUCAGGUUUAUGGAAUGGGUUAAGUCUUGUCACCCUUGUUCAAGGUUUGAGUUCUUGUCUCAGCUUUAUUUUCCAUUUAUAUGCUACAUUAACUUUUCAGUCAUUAUGACAAUAAGUACUAGUAUUUCUCAGGACACUGUUUCACCCCGAACUUUACAUUUGUGCUGUGUAUAUAUAUAUAUAUAUAUAUAUACAAAGAUCACCUGUGUGUGGUUUAUAAUCCUCUACCUGAACAUGGUGAAACGGCUUGUGUACUGUUUGAUAUAUAUUUUCUGUCAUAUUU
This is a messenger RNA of Pecten maximus, 6143 nucleotides long. RefSeq names its product ecdysone-induced protein 78C-like. The record is from RefSeq and is a predicted model, not a curated record. The coding region runs from base 427 to 1836 and encodes 469 amino acids. Gene Ontology annotation, molecular function: nuclear receptor activity; sequence-specific DNA binding; zinc ion binding. The transcript is spliced from 8 exons. Gene Ontology annotation, biological process: regulation of DNA-templated transcription. Lineage: Eukaryota; Metazoa; Mollusca; Bivalvia; Pectinida; Pectinidae.